Messenger RNA from Lemur catta (Ring-tailed lemur), 4339 nucleotides. RefSeq names its product peptidase M20 domain containing 1 (gene PM20D1). Gene Ontology annotation, molecular function: hydrolase activity, acting on carbon-nitrogen (but not peptide) bonds, in linear amides. The transcript has 13 exons. Gene Ontology annotation, biological process: amino acid metabolic process. The coding region runs from base 74 to 1585 and encodes 503 amino acids. The record is from RefSeq and is a predicted model, not a curated record. Lineage: Eukaryota; Metazoa; Chordata; Mammalia; Primates; Lemuridae.
CGGGCUGAAGAGGGCGGCCGGGGAGUUCGGGCGCGGGUUCCGGCGCAGACUGGCGGCGGGGUUCGAGAGGAGCAUGGCUCAGCGGUACGUUUGCGCGCUGGCCCUGGCGGCUGUGCUGCUACUAGUUUUUGCCACCGUCUCCAUAUCGAAGGACCUGAAAGGCAGGGAGCAUCAGGGGACGUCGCGAAUCCCUUCUCAGUUCAGCGAAGAGGAGCGCGUCGUGAUGAAAGAGGCGCUGAAAGGUGCCAUCCAGAUUCCAACAGUGUCUUUUAGCUCCGAGAAGUCCAAUACUACAGCCCUGGCUGAGUUUGGAGAAUACAUUCGUAAAGUCUUUCCUACAGUGUUCAGCACCAGCUUUAUCCAGCAUGAAACUGUGGGGGACUACUCCCACCUGUUCACUGUCCAAGGCUCAGACACCAGCUUGCAGCCCUACAUGCUAUUGGCUCACCUUGAUGUGGUACCUGCCCCUAAAGACGGCUGGGAAGUGCCCCCAUUCUCUGGACUAGAGCACGAUGGCUUCAUCCAUGGUCGGGGCACACUGGACAACAAGAACUCUGUGAUGGCACUCCUGCAAGCCUUGGAGCUCCUGCUGCUUAGGAACUACAUCCCCCGAAGAUCUUUCUUCAUUGCUCUGGGCCACGAUGAGGAGUUGUCAGGGAUGAAUGGGGCUCAGAAGAUCUCAGCUCUGCUACAGGCAAGGGGCAUCCAGCUAGCCUUCAUUGUGGAUGAGGGUAGCUUUAUCUUGGAUGGUGUCAUUCCCUAUGUCAAGAAGCCUUUUGCCAUGAUUUCAGUCUCAGAGAAGGGUGCAAUUAACCUCAUGCUGCAAGUAAACAUGACUCCAGGCCACUCUUCAGCUCCUCCAAAGGAGACAAGCAUUGGCAUCCUUGCAGCCGCUGUCAGCCGACUGGAGCAGACACCAAUGCCUCACAUGUUUGCAAGCGGGCCGUUGGAGAUGACAGUGCAGCAACUGGCAAAUGAGUUUCCCUUCCCUAUCAAUAUACUCCUGAGCAACCUGUGGCUAUUUCGACCCCUGAUAAGCAGGUUAAUGGAGAGAAAUCACUUAACCAACGCACUGGUCAGGACGACCAUGGCACUCACCAUGUUCAAUGCAGGGAUCAAGGUGAAUGUCAUCCCUCCAGUGGCCCAGGCCACAAUCAACUUCCGGAUUCACCCUGCACAGACAGUCCAAGAGGUCCUAGAAUUUGUCAAGGAUAUUGUGGCUGACGACCGAGUCCAGUUCCACGUGUUGAAUGCCUUUGAGCCCCUGCCCAUCAGCCCCUUUGACGACCAGGCCUUGGGUUACCAGCUGCUCCGCCAGACCAUACAGUCCGUCUUCCCGGAAAUCGAUAUUGUCACCCCAGGUAUUUGUAUUGGCAACACAGACAGCCGACACUUUACGAACCUCACCACUGGCAUCUACCGGUUCAACCCCCUCUACCUGCAGCCUGGGGGCUUCAGGAGCAUCCACGGAAUCAAUGAGAAAAUCUCGGUCCGAGGCUACGAGACCCAGGUGAAAUUCAUCUUUGAGUUGAUCCAGAACGCUGACACCGAGGUGCAGCCCAUUCCUCACCUGCAUGAACUGUGAGGUCAUGGAGCAGCUGGGUUAGGGGUGCAUAACCCUGGGCCAGGAAUAACUCAAGGGGGUGAGUUAUUGAUGAAACUGUUGAUGAAACUGUGGGCAAAACCACAUUGUGAUACAUUUCCCGCCUGCCUUGCUCACUCCUAAGCUCACCCAACAAAAAUGCUGGGGGUAAGUGAGGUCAGCAGAAAUCUGCCUUCUCCCUUCCUCCCAACAUUGCAUCCCUUGACCGUCGGGCAUUUACUGCCUUCUUGUCCCUGUGUGUCUCAUGCUGGCUAUUUCACCGCUCCACCCUCCACCGCUCCAGCCUCCUUAAAUGCAGAUUUGAAAAAUCUCAACCAGGUUUUGCCUGCUAGGAGUGUUUAAUUUAGGGCACUCUUGCUGGGAUGCCUUCUUCAGGGCUUAUAUAUUUCUUCUUGCGAGAACCUCCUUUCCCCUUUCUUCCCUUCUCUUCUUGGACUUGUGAGCUGCCUCUUUAUCUCUCCUCUCCUGGCCCCACAUCUCUCCCCCUGCUCUGCAAUUUACUCGACAUCUGGAGCUGGAUUUACUCAGACCGUGAUACUGCGUGAUUGCUGCCACAAUUGGUCAAAUAAAGUUGCCAUGACCAGCAGUCACUGGGGGGUGAAACUGAGGCAGGGGCUCUGGAGGAACCCCAGACCCCCUGGUUCUGGAGGCCAGAGACUGGAAAAGAAAGCCUCUGUCCUUGGGCUUCUUCUCAAGGACUCCCUGGGCUUUGUUCCCUCCCCUGCCCUGUUCCUGCCACCUGCUGCUGCUGUCUCACUCCAGGAGGCACUAAUCUGUGGAAACAUUUCCCUGGCACAUCCUAUGGACUGAGCUCAUAAGGGAAGGGCAUUCGUGACCUGGCCUCCCGGCGGAGCCCAGAACCAGCAGGGCCCUGGCCCUGGCAUCAUGUGUUGGUUCCGACUGAUCAAGGGGAAGUGGAGGGCAUGGUGGGGGAGGGCACGAAAGCUGUCCUCCAUUAGGGGACAGCAGAGCUCCUGACUUUUUUCUCUGGCCAACCCUGAGCAUAUUUGAAUCUGCUCAGUAGCUGCCAGGUGGGGGGCAUUGGAAGGCAGCAUUUCUUGGCUCAAAGCUAGGAGCUGUGCUUUGUGGAUCACAAGGGAGGCUGGGUCACAGAGGGAGCUGGGACUUGAGACUCCCCUCUUCUUCCUCACCAGGCAAGGACUUUCCAUGUCUUGCUGGGGUUUGACAGCAGUGGGCUCCUUUUCCUUCUCCUCACGACCCCCCUGCCCCUCACACCCCCAAUUUCUCACCUCCCUCCCAUGGACGUGAGCUGUUCCUUGGAGCUCAGGCUUAAUGGAAAGUGUUAGAAACACAGUGUGGAGAUUAUUCAAGCUUUUUCGCUACUCCCCCUGAGGGUCACAUUCCUUCCCUUGCCCUCCCUUUUUUGGCCAAUUCAGUACUUAUUCAGCCUUUGUUAGAGGCCGAGCUGAAGAACAAAAAUAAUCCUUCACGUUUGUACAGAGCUGUACAAAGUGCUUUCAUGCACCUCCUCUCAGCAGAGCCCCACAAGAACCCAGUGAAGAAGGUGUUGUUACCCUUUCUUACAGGGCAGGGAUUGGUUCUCACAGAGGUUAAGUAUCCAGCUAGGGACAGUAGGCUCAAAUCUAUGUCACUUGGUCCCAAACUAUUAUUCUGUGAUCCUAAAUUACCAAUGGAAUCUACUUCCCAUCAAUUGUCUUAUUUAAUCCUCACAACAACUCUAAGGUGGUUAUUGCCCAUUUUAUAGAUGAGGCAACUGAGACUCUGAGGUUAAGUAACUUGUCCAAAGUCAUGCAGGUGUUAGGGGCAGAGUCGAUCUGAUUCCAAAGCCUGUACUAAAAGUACUUAAGAGGAGACUGAGAUUUGCCCAAGAUGACAAAGUUCUUAAGAGGCAGCCCCAGAAUUAAAAUGCAGGUCAAAAAUCCCCGAGUCCAGGGUUCAGUUGCACCAUGCUGCCUGCCCUAAGAACCUGUGGAGUGUGGCUCAUUCAUUCUGAUCCAGGGAGAUGUCAAGGACAAAGGCUAUUCUACUUUUGGAUUUAGGUCUUCUCUCUAACUCUGUUCUCCUGGCUGACCUCUCCCUAUUCACACCUCUCCCUCUGUCUGCCAGCACUUCUUAAUGUCCCUACCCCCGAGCUUCUGGAUUCAGCUCUUUUCCCUUCUCUGAGUUUGCGGACAACCAGGUCUCUAAUGAUCCAUGGAGUAACCGGGAGAAAAAUGAGCAGCAGACCCUGUCCCCAUCCAGUGUCACCAGCCUCCCAGCUUUAGAAAGGAUAGUUUUCUGAACCCCCAGAGGGGGAAGGAAGGCCCCCGAGAGGGAACUGCUACAAAUCCUGGCUCUGAAAACACAGACAUUCCAGCCUAGCGGCCCCUGAGGACUUCUGAACAGAGCAGCUCAAAGUGCCUGGCCAAGACAACAUGAGCCCCAAGACUCUGGGUGGGAUAGGGUAAGGAAUCUGGGACUUUCCUCCACCUCUGUCCCCAUCCAUCUACAACUCCCCAAAUCCACCUUGGAAGGCUCCAGCAGAUAGUCACAGAUAUACCCUACACCUCCAUCAAGGACUUAGUUCAAGCUUUUUGCUCACACCUUACUACCUAAGAUGGGAAGAAAAACAAAAUAUUCAUAAGCAAGGAGAAUGGGAAAGGAAAGGAAUAAAUAGGAGACAAAGUUCCCACUCAAGAGCUAAAUAUUUCAUUAAACUUUUUUUGAAAAUUUUAAUCUAAUUAAAUAGUUUUAGAGAAAUGAAACUAUUUGCAA